AACUCCGAGUAAAAGCAGCGCAACAUCUUCGACUUCGAGAUGGAGAACGAUUUGAUUUAAUUCCGCCUUGGGAGCAGAAAUCGGGCAGCGUCCGGACUCCCGCUCGGUGCUGUCCUCCGGACUGAAGUUGGAUCUCGCCUAAAUCCUCGACGAGCUCGUCGAUAGUUGGACGAGUUGCUGGUGCAGAUAUCUUCGACUGUCUCGGAAGCCGCCAGGUGAUUGUUACGGCCACCAGGACCACCGGCAAUGUAGAUCGAAAUUUUUUUAUUCCGCCAAGACCAUCAGCAAGUUCGCGGACGGUGCUUUGUGCGGAUGCCUCAAAUUCCCUGAUCUUGACGAGAUGGCUGAUGAAGCUGCCAAUACCAUCGACGAUGAAGAUCCAGAGGCCGAAGAGGAGCGUUGUUCCUUCGUCGGGCACGACGCUGUUGAAGUUGAAGUUGAAGUUGGCCAUUGAAUUCGCUGAUGAAUUCAUCGAAUCCCCUACCUAGCGCGCCAGCUGUUCAGCUGUUGGUGUUUACCGCCAAGCUUGCUCAGAAAUACUCUUAGCAGUAAAGUUUGUAGGUAGGGAUAGACUGUUCUGGAACUCGAUGGUGCAAAAAAACACAAAGAUUUAGACAGGUUCAGGCCGCGAGUUGCGUAAUACCCUACGUCCUGUGUGGUGGUUUGUAUUGCCUUAAGUAUUGAUGUUGUGAGGGAGUGGUGCUGGUUGUUGUUCGUGGUGCUGGUUGUUGUUGUCGUGCAGUGGUCGAGGGGAUCCAGUCCGUGUUCGGGGAGGAUGAGUUCGUGCGCUGUGGGCUUGGCAGGGACCAGAUGGCCGCGCGCCUUGCCGCUACCGCUGCAGCUGCGCUAUUCCCCGGUGCCAUUUCUGGCGUCAUCUCCGACAAAAUAGGACCACGGAUGGUUUGCAUAUUUUACUGGGUACUUCAGCUUGCAGUUGGUACCUUAAAGAGUUUCAGUGCGCUUCGUUGUGCAUGGAUCAACAAUUUCAUUCUGGCUCUUGCCUCUUUGGCGUUCUCUUUCUGUUUUGAGACAUGGCUUGUGGUGGAGCAUGAGAAGCAAGACCAGAAGCAAGAUUUGCUGUUUGAUACCUUCUGGCUGAUGACAUUCUUUGAAUCAGUGUCCCUAAUUGGAAGUCAAGAAAUCACAAAUGUAAUGGUUAGUAAUGAUGACAGUGGCUUCUUGCUUCCCUAUGCAUUUGCAGCCACACUAUCAGUAGUUGGGAUUCUAUAUAACAGAAAUGCAUCAAGUAUCACUCAGCAUGCAUCUGCCAUUGGGAGCUACCAAAAAUCAUUUUUUGCUCAUGUCCUCAGAGACAAAAGAGUACUGAUCCUGGUCUUAGCUCAAGCAAGCAUCCAUUUUGCUGUCUCAGCCUUUUGGUUUCUCUGGGCACCAACCAUAGUGGCUGACGGAAGGUAUGCUCAACUGUCAGUAAUUUACCCCUGUUUCUUGGCAUCAAGAAUGCUCGGAAGCGCUGGUUUUCCAUGGUUUUAUGGAGCCACAGCUCCUUUCCAGAAUGAGGACAGCCUGACAAUAGCUUACAUUGGUGCUGGACUUGCAUUGUCUAUUGAAGCUUAUGAUUACCAGGAGAUUGGAACAUUGGUGAUACUGUUCUGCAUCUUCCAUGCAUGUGUAGGAUUUAUUUUACCUUCACUAGCGAGAUUGAGAACAAUGUACCUGCCAAAUGAGCUGCGUGGGGGCAUGAUGAGCUUUUCGCUGUCAUUAGCAAAUGCUGCUAUCUUUGUUUUCCUACUACAGGACACCCACCCUCGAAGCAUUGCAAAUUCAACCAUUCUGGGUCUUGCAUCCUGCGGCCUGUUAGGAGCUGGGGGUUGCAUUCACAUGCUGAGGCGGUGGAGGAAGCACACUCGCCAGAAUGCCCGGAGCUUGUAGGCGCUCCGGGGCAUCCAAGACUACAGGCACGCAUACCGCUUACGGGCGAUUUUGUAGCAUGCUAGUACCUCACAUUUUCGUCAACUCCCCCCACGUCUGGAAACUGAUGUUCACACCAUUGGUCGGUGAUCGCUUGUGCAGCGCAUGGGAAGGUAGGUGGAGGACAUGGUUUUGUGUUCAGAAGAUAAUGGUUCCGUUUGACGGUCGACGCUCACACAUUCUGUAUACUUUUGAUGUAGCCAGAAAGUUUUCUUUCAAUAUACCGUGACUGGUGAUGUAAAUUUUGGUUUGACAGUACAUUUUUGGUGCAUUGUAAAUACCAAAUCAUUCUUCGCUUUUUGAGGAAAAAAAAUAAAGAAAUGCUGUUCAUUUUUGGUCC
Panicum virgatum (switchgrass) is the source of this 2269-nucleotide messenger RNA. Its product is annotated as molybdate-anion transporter-like. The coding region runs from base 811 to 1890 and encodes 359 amino acids. The record is from RefSeq and is a predicted model, not a curated record. Gene Ontology annotation, cellular component: membrane. Gene Ontology annotation, molecular function: molybdate ion transmembrane transporter activity. Gene Ontology annotation, biological process: molybdate ion transport. Lineage: Eukaryota; Viridiplantae; Streptophyta; Magnoliopsida; Poales; Poaceae. The transcript has 8 exons.